UUUUAGAGAGAGAAAACACGCCCAGAAUCUCUCUCUCUCAUCGCCAUUCCCCUUUUCCUCUUGCUUCCCUCUACUCUCUCUCUCUCUCUCUCUCUCUAGAACGCACUCGCCUUCUGCCUGCGCGGAUAUCAUCUCUCUCUCUUGCCUUCGCUGCCGUCGAAACCCUAGUGGAUGGAUCUUUUGGUGUGAGUUCGGGAGGAGCAUUGAUCAGAUCGGGGCGAUGGCGGAGGCGUCCGGCGACGGGGAGCGCCCGCGGAGCUCCCUCCGGCACCGGCGGCGGCGGCGGCGGCGGCAGCAACGGCAGGGCGGAUGCCCCCACGCCCCUCGCCGUGUCGGCCUCCUUCAAGGAGGGACGCAGCAGCUCCCGCAGGCGGACCGCGGUCCGCCCCAGCUUCGACGCCGACAACGAGUUCAUCACCUUGCUCCACGGCUCAGAUCCCGUCAAGCUCGAGCUCAAUCGGCUCGAGAAUGAAGUUAGAGAUAAGGACAGAGAGCUAGGGGAGGCGCAAGCGGAGAUCAAGGCUCUCAGGUUGUCUGAGCGGCUCAGAGAGAAGGCUGUUGAAGAGCUCACUGAGGAACUGUCUAAGGUGGAAGAGAAGCUCAAGUUGACUGAGAAGCUCCUUGAAAAUAAAAAUUUGGAAAUUAAGAAAAUUAAUGAAGAGAAGAAGGCGUCCAUGGCAGCUCAAUUUGCAGCUGAAGCCACUCUUCGAAGGGUUCACGCUGCUCAGAAGGAUGACGACAUGCCUCCCAUUGAGGCCAUUCUUGCUCCUUUGGAGGCUGAGCUCAAGCUUGCAAAGCAGGAGAUUGCAAAGCUUCAAGAUGAUAACAAGGCUUUAGAUCGUCUUACUAAAUCCAAAGAAGCAGCUUUACUGGAAGCUGAGAGGACUGUUCAGGUGGCCUUAGCUAAGGCCUCCAUGGUGGAUGAUCUCCAAAAUAAGAAUCAAGAAUUGAUGAAACAAAUUGAAAUUUGCCAGGAAGAAAAUAAAAUUUUGGACAGACUGCACAGGCAAAAGGUUGCUGAGGUUGAAAAGCUUACACAGACUGUAAGGGAGCUGGAAGAGGCUGUUCUGGCUGGUGGUGCAGCUGCAAAUGCUGUGAGGGAUUAUCAACGCAAAGUGCAAGAAAUGAAUGAAGAAAGGAGAACCCUUGACAGGGAGUUGGCCCGAGCAAAGGUCACUGCAAACAGAGUGGCCACUGUGGUGGCAAAUGAGUGGAAAGAUGCCAAUGACAAAGUAAUGCCUGUUAAGCAAUGGCUUGAAGAACGAAGAUUCUUGCAGGGAGAAAUGCAGCAACUUCGCGAUAAACUUGCUAUAACUGAGAGAGCAGCAAGAUCCGAGGCUCUUUUAAAGGAGAGAUAUCAGUCGAGGCUCAAAGUAAUUGAGGAGAGUUUAAGGGGAUCAUCAGGCAGCAAUAAUCGUAGUGCAUUAGAGAGGAGCAUGAGCAAUGGGCCCUCCCGGCGCCAGUCUCUUGGUGGGGCUGAUAACGUUUCUAGGCUUACUGCAAGUGGACUCUUAUCUAGGAAAUCAGCUUCGCAAUCAAAAUCUUUCUCUUCUGGUGCUACUACGGUAUUAAAACAUGCCAAAGGAACAUCAAGGUCAUUUGAUGGUGGCACAAGAUCUUUAGACAGGGGUAAAGUACUUUCCAAUGGAACUGGUGCAAAUUACUCUCCAAACCGGUCAUGUGAUGUGACCAAGGAGGGUGAAGAAAAUGACUUCUCAAAGGGAAACUCUGAUAAUAACUCAAAUGAAUUUGCUCCAGUGGAGACUCGAGACUCUGUUCCUGGGGUGUUAUAUGACAUUUCAAAAGAAGUUGUAGCUUUAAGGAAAGCUGGUCACGAGAAAGAUCAAAGCAUCAAGGACAAGGAUGAUGCAAUAGAGAUGCUUGCUAAAAAAGUAGAAACUCUAACCAAGGCCAUGGAGGUUGAAGCAAAGAAGAUGAGAAGGGAAGUAGCUGCGAUGGAGAAGGAAGUUGCUGCUAUGCGGGUAGAGAAGGACCAUGAAAGUAGAUCGAAAAGGUUUAGCAAUCAGAAGAAUGCUAUUGGCAGUUCUCAGCUGCUAACGGGAAGGAAUGUGGCUCGAACUGGGUUAACACGCAGCACCCAAUAACCAGAUGCCCAAAUACCCAAAUGCAAGAGAUAGAAUCAGACAGAAGGACAAAGGCAUUGAUGCUGGGCUAACCUUUUAUCAGGUUUUGAGUGGCAGUGGUUGUGUUGUUUUAUGGGUAGCUUUCUGGCCUUCAUUUGCCAUCAGUUGACAUAAUUUUUAUAUUUUUGUCUGGGAGCAGUUUGUAUAUGUAAUCAAUCAGCGAGUACUGCGAUUGUUGUCCAUUAUGUUUGUUAAUAUUCUUGUAAUCAGAUGUUUAACAGUCAAGUUGUUUCUUUUUUUUUUCUA
Messenger RNA from Eucalyptus grandis, 2390 nucleotides. Its product is annotated as microtubule-associated protein 70-2. Gene Ontology annotation, molecular function: microtubule binding. Gene Ontology annotation, biological process: cytoskeleton organization. The record is from RefSeq and is a predicted model, not a curated record. Lineage: Eukaryota; Viridiplantae; Streptophyta; Magnoliopsida; Myrtales; Myrtaceae.